AUUUAACCAAUAGGUAGCAGAGGCCAGACUUGGCUUUCGGUGAGGGAUUGCUGGUGCUGUUUCAAUUAUGGCCACCGUGUGUCGCUACUGAAUGAAAGCAGGGAGUAGGUCAACAAUGACGUCAUUGCGAGAGUAUUUCAAGAUGGCGCCGGAAUGUUGCUGGAAUACCGCCGCGGACAGAUGAGAAAACGACAACAGGCAACAUUUAAGCUCUUUUGUCCGCGGGCCGACGCCGACUCGCCCCUGGGGAGGAUGUUGUGUUGCCGCAAAUGAACGCGUCGGGCCCGUAAAGCGUCAGCUAGUCCCCCAGCUGCCCCUCGGGCCAACCUCUCCGACCACCUGGGCAUGCGGUUAAGAUGCGGCUAAAAUGCUAACCUCCUCCCGCUGCGGUUUUGGGCCGACGGGGCGGGCUGGGCGGUUCGAGGCUCGAGCCGGCCGGCGGGCCUGAGGCUCAUGGCGGCGCUCAUGGAGUUCGCGGGCUCGGUGGUCGUCGACGUGAACGACAACGAGGAGGAAGGUGGCGGCGUCAGACGAGCGGCGGCGGCGCUCAAACGUCCGGUGACGCGGCAAGAAAGUGACGAAGCUGGCGGGAUGCUGGACCUGGCGCAGGGCUGCCUCCGGGACCCCCGCGGCCUGAACGGAAGCACCGAGUUGCCGUGUGAGGAGGAGAAGGCGGAAAAUGAGUCGGCGGCUAGACGAGGAAAAAGAGGAACUGGCCUUCCCGCUUCUUGUCCAGCUGCGCCCGGGGCUGGAGUGUCAAUCGCCUCGACGGGUUCGGUCGGGCAGCCAUGUUCGGGAAAAGCACCGGGGACGUGUCCAUGCUCCCAACCGCAAGCAGGCGUCAUGCCCAAUGGGCGUUCUGACGGCUGCGCCGCGGACCGGCCGCAGGCGGUCGUCAACGGGGACUGUCAUGCCGCCACCGAGGUCCGAGACGACCGCAGUGACCGGCCCGUCUCCGUGCAACCCUCCGAGUCGGCCUCAAGCGCCGCCGGACCCCCCUCGCCAGAGCCUUCAGCCUCCUCCGAACUGAGCGACGACAACUCGCCCUCCGAGGAAGACGAGGAGGACAUUGCCGGACCCGCUUGGGUCGUCAGGCCUCAAACUUUGCGGACCGAAGCGAACCUUAGCAUGUCGCUCAGCUGCGACGCCACCCCGCUGUCGCCCCUCGACGAGGCGAGCUUCUGCUUCGGGGAGCACUGCGGCGACUUUCGGGGAGUUUUAGAAGCGGGCCGACGCCAGAGUGCACCCGAACAGGACCUGCGAGCGCAGGCGAACUGCGACGAGAGCGCUCUCGCCCCCAAGAGGUUCGGAAUUGUUCACUUCUUCACCAGGAGCCUGUUCCCUCGGAGAGCCAAAGAAUCCGCAUCAGGUUGGCGACUGUUCGGCAAGCCCAGAGAGGACGCCGGCAAAGACGGAGGAGGACCCGCCCCCUCGGGCUCCGCCGAGCAGGUGUCUCCUCAGCGCCCUCCAGCGGCGGGACGGAGGAAGAACCUCGACUUCGAGCCCCUAUCCACCACCGCGCUCAUCUUGGAGGACCGCCCGCCGAACCUUCCGGCCAAAUCUGAGGAGGAAACGCAAAGACACAAACUCGAGUACGAGGAGAUGGUGGCCGGGGCCAAGAGGAGAGAGUUAAAGGACGCCCAGAAGAAGAAGCGUCAGAUGAAGGAGCGACAUCGACACGAGGACAGCAUCUCCAACGCCAUGGUGGUCUGGAACACGCACAUCCUACCCAACUGGGAUGCUAUGAAGGCCACGCGUCGUGUGAGGGAGUUGUGGUGGCAAGGCCUCCCUCCCAGCGUGAGAGGCCGCGUGUGGAGCCUCGCCAUCGGAAACGAGCUCAACAUCACAGCGGAGCUGUAUGACAUCUUCCUGUGUCGCGCCAAAGAGAAAUGGAGGAGCUACAGCGAGACCAGCUCAGUCAACGACGGCGAGAGUGACGGCGGCGCCUCGCUCGCCGACAGAGAGUCCAGUCUGGACCUCAUCAAGCUGGACAUCUCUAGAACCUUCCCCUCGCUCUUCAUAUUCCAGAAGGGUGGUCCCUACCACGACGUCCUUCACAGCGUCUUGGGAGCGUACACGUGCUACCGACCCGACAUCGGAUACGUUCAGGGAAUGUCCUUCAUUGCCGCCGUCCUCAUCCUCAACCUGGAAGAGGCCGACGCCUUUGUCACCUUUGCCAACCUGCUCAACAAACCGUGCCAGAUGGCCUUCUUCCGCGUGGACCACGACCUGAUGCUGAAGUAUUUCGCCGUGUUCGAGGUGUUCUUCGAGGAGAACCUCCCGCGCCUCUUCAACCACUUCAGGAGCAACAAGCUGACGCCCGACCUCUACUUGAUCGACUGGAUCUUCACUCUGUACAGCAAGUCCCUCCCGUUGGACGUUGCGUGCCGCGUGUGGGACGUGUUCUGUCGCGACGGCGAGGAGAGCCUGUUCCGCACCGGCUUGGGUAUUUUGCGCCUGUUCCAGGAUGUCUUACUGCAGAUGGACUUCAUCCGCAUGGCGCAGUUCCUCAGCCGGCUGCCCGAAGACCUUCAGGCGCACGCGCUCUUCGCCGCCAUGGCCGCCACGCACAUGAUCAGCAGGAGCCGCCGCUGGGCUCAGGUCUUCUCGUCACUGCUGAAGGACAAAAACAAAGAGACGGACAACAGCGGAAGCUAACGCUAUUCUAGCGUCAUGCGUCUAUGCGGCAGCGUCAUCACCGUCCAUUCCAGCCGGCGUGACCCCCCCCCCCCCCCCAUACCCCCACACAUUUCGACAGCUUCCUCCUGGACAUUUUUGGUCACUCGUUGAGGAAGUGAAAGUUUUUUUUUGCUCUGGGCCCGUGAAGUGGGUCAAAGGCGAAAAUGGAUACGCACAAACCGCAACGAAGGUUUAGAGGCAACCUGAGCGUGUUUUGUUUCGUGUUUUUUUUCCCCCUCCGCACACGCGUAACUCCCACUUGAGAUCCUUGCGUGUAACUUGAGUGAGUCGCCCGCACUCCCUGACUGUGCCAGCGACAUCCGAGAGCGCCUGCAUCGCUUUUUAAAAGUUUUGGUUGGCUGGCAGCACAAGCGCGGCUCCACAAGUGCCGUGCUCAAGAAAACAAAAAAAAAAAACACCAAGGCGUUUUCAACACUUUAUAAUGGAUCGAUUAAUCGAUCCAUUAAUAUCAAAAUUAAUCAACAGUUAUUAUGAUCAUCGACUUAACUUCAAAAUGUCCAAAUAAUCUUGAUUUUUUUUUUCAGAUUUCUGUCAUCCUCCCUGAAAGCAGAUUUAGAUUGUCAAAACGGGUCAUUUGCAACCAUUCGUGUUUUCGUUGGAAAGCUCGCGACCUUUUUGCCAAUUUUCCCUUCCGAACCAAACUAGUAUCUGAAGCAAUCAUUGGCACAAAAAAAAGCUUUGAAUCUAUGUCAAAAAGAACUUUGCAAAUGCAACAUGUAUAACCUCUCACCAAACAAAUAAUCAACAAUCAUGCUAAAUUAACAGUGAUGGUAAACAAAAAAAAAUUAUCGCAGUAACCUUCAAUGCAAAGUGUUCUUACUCGAUUAUCCAAUUAAUCGGUGAAAUGAUAGAAUAACCGAUUCUUAAAAUAUUCGACACCUGCAGCCCUUCUGUGUGUGGCCAACCAACAAAAACAACCUCCAAAUCAGUCCAAGUGAUUGUUGUUGCACUCCCGACCAGCAGGGGCAGCAUUCCAUUGAAAUCCUGACCUGAUGUCUGUCGCCCAUUUCAAUCAAGCAUUGAGACUGAUUUUAACGUUUGGAUGUUUUGUUUUUUUUUUAAAUGCAGUGGAUUCAUGUUACACAAAACUGUUUUAUUUGAAUUUGCUUCUUUUCUAUAUCAAGAUGCUUUUCAGCCUUGUUUUAUUGUAACAUUUUUAAUGUACAGUUUUUUUCCCCCCCCAACGGCUUCCAGGUAAUGUAAAUACAGUAAAGCGAGGCGGGGGGGGGGGGGGGCUUUUCAUAAAUGGCCACAAGUUAAACAUGUAAAUAAAUAAAUAAAUAAUGUGUCCAGCUGUUUUACAA
Hippocampus zosterae (dwarf seahorse) is the source of this 4004-nucleotide messenger RNA. Its product is annotated as TBC1 domain family member 12-like. The record is from RefSeq and is a predicted model, not a curated record. Bases 454 to 2658 code for a protein of 734 amino acids. The transcript has 13 exons. Lineage: Eukaryota; Metazoa; Chordata; Actinopteri; Syngnathiformes; Syngnathidae.